Cannabis sativa is the source of this 2142-nucleotide messenger RNA. Its product is annotated as DNA repair protein recA homolog 3, mitochondrial. Gene Ontology annotation, biological process: DNA repair. Gene Ontology annotation, molecular function: ATP-dependent DNA damage sensor activity; ATP binding; ATP hydrolysis activity. NCBI's taxonomy places the organism in Eukaryota, Viridiplantae, Streptophyta, Magnoliopsida, Rosales, Cannabaceae. The record is from RefSeq and is a predicted model, not a curated record. The coding region runs from base 435 to 1703 and encodes 422 amino acids. The transcript has 8 exons.
AAUUGGUAUGAAAAUAAUUGUAUAGAAAAAAAAUUGAAUCAACAAAAUUUUUCUUAUGGAACAUAAAAAAAUAUUUUUUCAAAAAUUUUACGAGGCACAGUCCUGAGUCCUAUGUAGCGAUACACCCAAUGAGACGUUGGGCCAGAAAGAAAGGGAGGUCCAGUCUCCGACACAGCCCCCAAGUAGCCCAUGACUCUUCGCGCCCAGGUAGACAGACAGAGAGAGAGAAAGAGCGUCCUCAGUCUAUUGAGUUGAGAGAAAGGAGGGAAAAACCCAAAACCCUAAUAAAACUCCUUCUUCUUCGCCAUUCCCUGUCCUAACCUUUGAUCCUUCAUUCAUAUUUAAAAAUAAAUUAUAUCAAACUUUUGCUUUUCUCUAUUCUUUAUAAUAAUAAUAAUAAAGUACAGAAGACGAGCCUUGAGGUUGCCCUGUCCAUGGCGAAGAUUCUUCGCGACGUUAAUUUUCACAAACGCGCUUCUUUUCUAGCUACUGAGGUAUUAAAAAGAGGGAUACUAGGGACUUCAUCUCAGCUUUGUUAUUUUUCUUCCAAAGGAAGAAGGAAAUGCAAGUCAGAUGGAAGUGACUCCGGUGAAGAAAAUAUGUCAAAGAAAGACAUAGCCCUCAAACAAGCUUUGGAUCAGAUUACGUCCUCAUUUGGAAAGGGAUCUAUAAUGUGGCUAGGACGGUCUGCAUCUCCUAAAGAUGUUCCAGUUGUGUCCACAGGUUCGUUUUCUCUGGAUCUGGCACUGGGAGUUGGUGGACUUCCUAAGGGACGGGUUGUGGAGAUAUAUGGUCCGGAAGCUUCUGGAAAAACAACUCUUGCUCUACAUGUGAUUGCUGAGGCACAGAAGCAAGGAGGUUACUGUGUUUUUGUUGAUGCUGAGCAUGCUCUUGAUCCUUCACUGGCACAGGCUAUUGGUGUAAAUACUGAGAAUCUCCUUCUCUCACAACCUGAUUGUGGUGAACAAGCGCUCAGUCUUGUUGACACUAUAAUCCGAAGUGGUUCUGUUGAUGUUGUUGUUGUUGACAGUGUAGCUGCACUAGUGCCUAAGGGUGAACUUGAUGGUGAGAUGGGUGAUGCUCAUGUAGCUAUGCAGGCCAGAUUGAUGAGCCAAGCACUUCGCAAGCUGAGCCACUCUCUAUCUCUGUCACAGACAUUGUUGAUCUUUAUAAAUCAGGUGAGGUCGAAAAUUAGUACUUUCGGAGGAUUUGGUGGUCCCACUGAAGUUACAUGUGGUGGCAAUGCUUUGAAGUUCUAUGCUUCGGUGCGACUAAAUAUAAGGCGAACAGGGUAUGUCAAGAAGGGUGAAGAGACAGUAGGUAGUCAAGUUUUAGUGAAGAUUGUGAAGAACAAGCUUGCGCCUCCAUUUAAAAAUGCUCAAUUCGAGCUAGAGUUUGGCAAGGGAAUAUGUCGAGCAUCAGAACUGAUCGAAUUGGGGUUGAAAUAUAAAUUCCUUUCAAAAGCCGGGUCACAUUAUAAUUUAAAUGGCAAGAAUUUUCACGGUAAAGAUGCUUUGAAAAGGUUUCUUUCUAGUGAUGAGAUUGCUGCAGAAGAACUUACUAUGAAGCUUCGGGAGAAGUUACUUCAUGCUGAGCCAGAAAAGGAAACAACAGAAGCAGAAUCUUCAGAUCUUGGCCCUGUAGAGGAAGUUGUUUCAGGCGAUUCUACAGAAGAAGAAGGAAUUGCGGCAGUUGAAGCAUAAGUUUGCUUACUAUUGAAAAUGUAAAAUUUUGCUUUGUUUUCCCAGUUGGGGCAUCAAUAUUGGAUCUGCUGUGGCCUUUUUAUUGGUAAAAUCACAUGGUGCAUAAUGCAGAUGCAAUGGAGAGUAUAGAGAAGGUAUUAGUCUGUUAUGUGAUUAAGGUUUCAAAGAGCCUUUUAUAUCAUUGGGUUAUGUAGUUUUCGGGUUUCAAAACAAGCAGCCUAGAAGAAUGUUGGGUCAUUGUCUAUAGUUUUUUGAGGUCACCACAGGUGCUGUUUGGGCAAUGUUCAGCCACAUUUCUUUGUAUGUUAUAUAUUGUCAUUGUUACUUAUCAAUAUAAUUCUUAUUUGAGUAUUUUACUACCGAAAACUGAAAGAGACCAUGAACAUUAAUCGGCUCCAAUUCAUAGUAAAAACACUCAUCUUUAGAUUUUUGCUGCCUU